CUCCCCCACUUCCUCUCACACCAUCCACUCUCCCCACUGCUUCCUCCCUCAGCCAGUCCUUCCUCGACCUACAGCACGCAGCCUACCCAACCCCAUACGCAAUGAAGUUCUUCCACAUUGCCUCGGUCUGCCUCGCGGCAACCGCCGCGCCGCGCCUUGCGCGGGCAGCUACGAACUUCGACAACCUCCUGUCGCUCGUCUCUCAGCUGCAAGAGGAGGUCAUGCUGCUCUCCACCGAGUACGGCGCCAAAGACGACGAGAUCGCGUCGCUCGUCACCCAGCUGACGACGUGCGAGCAGAGCACCACCACCACCAGCAGCGAUGACUUAUCUCAAGACGAAAGUGACGACUCCACACCGUCCCCUGAACCGUCACCUACGCCCGAGCCCGAGCCUCAGCCAGAGCCAACACCAUCACCCGAGUCGAUGUCUGAGCCAGCGCCGACCCCAACAGAAGCGCCUGGGUCGCCCGAACCCGGUUCCGGCGGAGGGUUCACCUUCUCACGCGACAACAGCUGGAACUACAAUUUGGUGACACCCGUCGACACAUCCGCGGACGUCGACGUCUUCUUCAUCGACAUGGACGCCGGCCAGGCCGUCAUCGACGAGCUACACGGCAAGGGCAAAGGCGUGGUUUGCUACAUCUCCAUCGGCACGGUCGAGGACUGGCGUGACGACGCGAAGGAAUUCCCGUCCUCGGCGAUCGGUGGGGACGUCUCCGGAUGGGCGGGCGAAAAGUGGGUCGACGUGAACGACGAGGAUGUUCGUGAGAUCAUGACCGCGCGAGUGGAGAUGGCGUCCAGCAUGAACUGCGACGCUGUGGAACCUGACAACAUGAUGGUUUACAUCGAGGGUUCCUCGACUGGCGUCAGUGUGUCCGAACCGCAACAGAUCGAGUACAACUCCUGGUUCGCUGACAUCGUUCACGCGUACGGCAUGGGGGUCGGUCUUAAGAACGCGGUGGAGUUGGUCCCAAUCCUCGUCAACAAGUUCGACUUCGCGCUGAACGAGGAGUGCCACGAGUGGAACGAGUGCGUUGUUUACGAGGAUACCUUCCUUGCAGAGGGCAAGCCCGUGUUCAACGUCGAGUACAACUUGGGCAAGUCCGUCUGCGACGAGGCGAACGCCCUCGGCCUUGACACCAUCCUGAAGAGCUACGAUUUGGACGCGGCUUUCUGCAGCUGCGUUGAUCCAUCCAGGGACGUGGACUGCAUGCACUAA
Molecule: messenger RNA, 1220 nt
Organism: Ectocarpus siliculosus
Lineage: Eukaryota; Phaeophyceae; Ectocarpales; Ectocarpaceae
Source: the annotation of a GenBank genome assembly